CUGUGGCGGGUGCGACUGUGGAAAACAAGAGGCUGCCAGUGCCCGGUGGGGGAACCAUUCGGCGGCAGCAGCAGGCGGACGCGUCACCCACGCCGGAGCCCAGCAGCUGUCGUGCUCCGCGUGCAGGGACCCGCCGCCGCCAUGGGCAAGGGCGACCCCAACAAGCCGCGGGGCAAGAUGUCUUCGUACGCCUACUUCGUGCAGACAUGCCGCGAGGAGCACAAGAAGAAGCACCCAGACUCCUCCGUCAACUUCGCUGAGUUCUCGCGGAAGUGCUCGGAGCGGUGGAAGACCAUGUCCGGCAAGGAGAAGGGCAAGUUCGAGGAAAUGGCAAAAGGAGACAAAGCUCGUUAUGACAGGGAGAUGAAGAAUUACGUUCCCCCCAAAGGCGAGAAGAAGGGAAAGAAAAAGGACCCCAAUGCCCCCAAAAGGCCACCAUCUGCCUUCUUCCUCUUCUGUUCCGAGCAUCGCCCAAAGAUCAAGACGGAACAUCCUGGCCUGUCUAUUGGGGACACAGCCAAGAAGCUAGGUGAAAUGUGGUCUGAGCAGUCAGCCAAAGAUAAACAGCCAUAUGAACAGAAAGCAGCAAAACUAAAGGAGAAAUACGAAAAGGAUAUUGCAGCAUAUCGUGCCAAGAGCAAGAGUGAUGCGGGGAAAAAGGGUCCAGGUAGGCCUGCAGGAUCUAAGAAGAAGGCAGAGCCAGAAGAAGAGGAUGAGGAGGAGGAAGAUGAUGACGAGGAGGAGGAGGAGGAAGAGGACGAGGAGUAAAUAGUUCUUCUGCUGUAAAGAUUUCUGCUCAAAGCCCAAUGUUUUGCUAAGAAUGUGAACUCAAGUGCAGCUCAUUAGCUUCAGUAUAAAAACUGUACAGAAUUGUGUAUAGGUAAUGUGAUUCUCUGUAGGGAGACCUAUAUUUUUUAAUGUAAGUGGUAGCUGAGGGCUGCUACACUUCAGUUUGGGGCGGAGGGAGGACCUGAUGUCGAAUGUUUUUUGCAUAUUUAAUGGUUUUUUUGAAAUUCAGUGACUUUUAGCCUGAUACCUUGUUUCUUUUCUUGGGUUUUUUUUGUUUGUUUUUAGCAAAGUCAAACAAAGAAGGUAGCAUAAUAGCUGAUCUUAUAUUUUGUAGGAUACUGCCUUGUAUUACUUUUUUUAACAACUUUUGUAAUAAAAUGAUGUACAUGA
This is a messenger RNA of Gavialis gangeticus (Gharial), 1179 nucleotides long. It is a transcript of the gene HMGB2, whose product is annotated as high mobility group box 2. The transcript has 5 exons. Gene Ontology annotation, cellular component: nucleus. Gene Ontology annotation, biological process: regulation of transcription by RNA polymerase II. NCBI's taxonomy places the organism in Eukaryota, Metazoa, Chordata, Crocodylia, Gavialidae. Gene Ontology annotation, molecular function: DNA binding, bending. The record is from RefSeq and is a predicted model, not a curated record. Bases 142 to 768 code for a protein of 208 amino acids.